This is a messenger RNA of Dimorphilus gyrociliatus, 1876 nucleotides long. NCBI's taxonomy places the organism in Eukaryota, Metazoa, Annelida, Polychaeta, Dinophilidae. The record is from the annotation of a GenBank genome assembly.
GACAAAGAUAUUAGCAGACGACAAAAUGUCAGCGUCCCUAAAAGAUAAACAAAUCGAUGCUUUGAAACGUGUUCUAAAUCUCAACGUCGUCGUUGGUAAAACAACAACAACCGAACCUCAAUGGAAGGUUCUCAUAUAUGAUGACUGGAGUCAAGAUAUAAUUUCGCCUCUGUUUAGCUUGAAAGAGUUAAGAGAUACCGGUGUGACUCUACAUUUGAAUUUAAAUAAGCAGAGAGAAGCCAUACCCGAUGUUCCUGCAGUUUAUUUAGUCGCUCCAACUGAUGAAAAUAUUAAUAAAAUAUGCAUUGAUAUUGAAAAUAAACUGUAUGAAAGCUUUUAUUUCAAUUUUAUAAGUGCCAUACCAAGGGCAAAAUUAGAGAAAAUUGCUUCUGCUGCUGUUGAAGUGAAUAAUGUUCAAUCAGUCUCUGCAGUUAUGGAUCAAUAUGUUCAAUUUAUUUGCUUAGAAGACGAAAUGUUUAUAACGAAACAAAGAGAUACCUUUAAUUUAUCUUACUAUGGUCUUCAUCGAGCUCGUAUGACUGAUACAGAAAUGAACCAAACAUUAGAUUCUCUCGCUGACACGCUUUUCUCUGUUCUAGUUACAAAAGGUCAAAUCCCUAUUAUCCAAUGUCCAAGAGGGAAUGCUGCAGAAAAGCUGUCUGAGUUAUUAGAUAAAAAAUUACGUGAUCAAAUGAAAGAUGCUCGAACUCAUAUGUUUUCUGGAGGAAUAGAUGCUUCAUCUUUACAUCGACCUUUACUUGUUAUACUCGACAGAGACGUUGAUCUGGCUACACCACUUCAUCACACAUGGACGUAUCAAGCCCUCGUUCACGAUGUUCUCAAUCUAUCUUUAAAUAGAGUCCAGAUCAAAGAAAAAUCUUUUGAUUUAGACAGUAAGAAUGAUAACUUGUGGAAUAAACAGAGAGGUUCUCCUUUUCCCGAGGUUGCCCAAGAAGUGCAAAUGGAAUUGGAAAAAUGUAAAAAUAGAGAAGAAGAAUUAAGAGUAUUGAAGGCUUCCAUGGGCGCUGAGGAAGACGUCGAUGGAACAACAGCGAGGUUAUCCAUGGCCGUCACAUCAUUACCAGAAAUAUUAGCAAAAAAGAGAAAUGUUGAUAUGCAUAUUGAUAUUGCUGCAUCUCUGUUAGAUCAGAUUAAAGAGCGAAAAUUAGAUAGUUUUUUUGAAAUGGAGGAAAAAUUGUUGAGCAAAUCAUCCAAAUUAGGCGAUAAAAAUUUGCAAGAACUGCUAAGAGAUCCCCAAGCCGGAACUCCAGAAGACAAGGUAAGACUCUUUAUUAUCAGUCUCCUUUGCACAAAGGAAAAUAUUUCGGAAGCCGAAAUGGAUAGUUAUUGUAAUAUUCUUCAAAGUGCAAAUUGCGAUCUGGCAGCCGUGCAAUAUAUUAGAAAAUGGAAGGCUUUUACAUCCAUGUCUAUGGGUUCAUUGACUUACGGUGGCUCCGAUCAUUAUGGAACAAGAACGGAUUCAAUGUUUGGAAAACUUUUAGAUAAAGCAUCUAAAUUCGCUAUGGAAGGAGUAAAAAAUUUAGUCGUUGAGAAACAUAAUUUGGUUGUUACAAAAAUAGUCGAUGCUUUAAUGGAGCUAAAAUCUACUCCUGAAACUGAUAACUUUAGAUAUUUCGACCCAAAAAUAUUACGUGUAACAGAUCCCUCAAACAUACCAAGAACAAAAACUCCAUUCCAAGAAGCAAUCGUUUUUGUUGUAGGUGGAGGAAACUAUAUCGAGUAUCAGAAUUUAAUGGAUUAUUGCAAAACGAAAUUACAGAAUAGCACAGUUAAAAAGAAAAUAAUUUAUGGUUGCUCAGAAUUAUUGAAUGCUACUCAAUUUUUAUCGCAAUUAUCCGAAUUAGGAAAUGAGUAG